Molecule: messenger RNA, 2852 nt
Organism: Salvelinus sp. IW2-2015
Lineage: Eukaryota; Metazoa; Chordata; Actinopteri; Salmoniformes; Salmonidae
Source: RefSeq, a predicted model, not a curated record
GCCCGCCUGUCAUUGAAUGACAGUCACUGAGCGGAAGACAGAGAGAGGCGUCUCCACCGUGCGGCGCCACGAUCGAUGCGACACAGUACACCUGAGGAGUGAACCAUACCUGCGGAGAGUAGACUUCUCCAAAACCAGCUCGCCAACAUGGGGUUAUCACCUUCUAGUCUCCUAGAUGAACAUGGAUCCAACUACAUACGAGGUUGUGCAGAGGCAGAGUUGAAAGAGUUCGGUCCCCACUACAGGACACAGUACUCUGUGGUCUUCUUCUCCCAAGUCCAGGAUGAGCUGCAGGAGCCAAAAGAGAAGACAAAACAGCUCCUUAAACAGAGGGGUCCUCCGGAGGCGGGGGAGGUGCUGUAUGAGGAACAAGUCCUUCAUUUUGAAGCAACCAGGUGGGAAGAGAGGUACGUGGUGGUGCGUGGCAACUACUGCCUGGAGUGCCACAGCAGCUUCGAGACCUUUGUGAAGGGUGUGCCCCCGCGCCACAAGCUGCUGCCAACAGGGGGCACAGUGCUCACCACAGAAGAGAAAUACAUGGCCAUGGUGGACAAAUGCUUCCCUGUUUCUGAAACCAACAAUGUGAAUGAAAAGUUUGCCCCUCCUAUAAUUGGCAUGCCUGGACAGUUCCCUGUGUACCUCAGGCUUCCGUACCGUAGGGAUUACUACUUCUGCUUCCGACAGGAUGCUCGCCAAGCUGAAUUCCUCUCCAUCCUCUCCGACUGCAUCCGCCACCAGAACCAAGACUUCCUAAAGAAGAAGACAGUUGAGGUGCAGGCCUUCCUCAAAGCAGUCCACCUCUACAGACAGGAGAAGGGCAGCUAUGACUCCUGGAAAAUGCUGAUUGGCAGUGACGUCAGGGUACUGGCCAACCUGGUUAUGGAGGAGCUGUUGCCCUCUUUGGAGAAGGACAUGCUGCCUCAUCUAAAARCCAGGAAGACAGAGAGGAAGAGAGUGUGGUUCGCUACCGUAGAAGCGGCCUAUAUCCUGGUGCAGGAGUGUCUAUUUGAGGGUAUGUCUGCUCUGAAGGAGGAGUGUAGGAAGGCAGCUCACCAGCAGGAGGUGCUGAUACGCUCUGAUAUGGACCAGAUCCUCAACUCCAGAACCUACCUGGAGGGAAAACUACGAGCCAGUGUAUUGGAGCCAGCAGAGAAGUUCUGUUCRGAGGGAGUGCAGCCCUACCUGGCCUCCGUACUGGAGGAGCUGAUGGGACCAAUCAGCUCAGGGUUCCAGGACUGGUGGAGAAUGCAGCGUACACAUUCCAUCUGCUGCUCUACAAGGACAUAGAGGACAACCCAGGCAACGCAUGCUCUGCCAUGGAGAAGUCCAGGCACAAGGUGCUCAAGCAAUAUGACUAUGACAGCAGUACGGCGAGGAAAAGGAUCUUUCAUGCGGCCUUGGUGGGGAUCACUCUCCCUCACAUCAAGAAGACCCUGGCCCCCACUUACAAAACAGCGCUGCAGGGUCUUAAACAGUUAAUCAAUGCAGACUAUUCCAACUUUGUCCAUGUUCACAAUAUCUAUGAGGGCAUUUUGCUGCAGAGUCUGGACAAGGAAGUCAUCAAAGUGGUGGAGGAGGCAGCCAGGCUGAAGAAACACAAUCUGUUCACAGACACCAGAGACUUCCUGAGCCAGUCCAGCUCCUCCAGCCUCCUCUCCACCCCUUUCAUCCCCAGCAACCCAGCCAGGAUGCUAGGCUUCCCCGGACAGCUCCAGACCCAGCCUGAGACCCCUACCUUUAUCCAGACCCACCCUGAGACCCAGCCCGAAGCCGAGCUCCAGCCACCCUCCCUGCUGAGCCAAAGAGGCCCUCCAGGCUGGGGAGCCCGCUGAGCCUGCCCCCAAGGCCCUGGACUGUGUGAAGGAGAUCCGGGACCUGGUGGUGGAGGAGUUGGAAGUGGAGAAGAUGGUCCAGCGUUACCCAGGUAGUUUUAACCUAUAAGAGAGGGGUGACCAGUGAGGGGCCUGAUGUCACACAGAGAAUAAAGGAUGACAAGGGCCCCAUUUUAUUUUAUAUCACUGUAAUUAUGAGGAGUAUGGAAAUGUGAUAGACUAUACCCUUGCUGUUGUGGAAACCGACUGAGAUUACCUUCACUGUCAAAAAACAAAGUCAUUUUUAUACAAGCAUAAAACUGUACGUUUCCAUUAAACUGGUCAAAUAUGAAUGUGUACAAUUGUGUUUGUGAGAAGAUCAAUGUGGUGAGAUAACUGGAUUAUCAAAUUCGGGACCAAGGAAAACAUCAAAUUGACUAUUGCAAUUGUGUGGAAUGAACUUCCGUUUGUGUCAUAGAUUUUUACAUGUAUUUUAGAUGAUUUGAGAACAGUUUGAUAUAUGCCAAUUUAAGUUGUUCAAUAUUAAAUCAAGAACACUGCCGUAUAUUGAAUCGGUCCGAGUAGCAUAUGGGAGGGUUAUGUACAGCUAUCCCAACAAGAGAUACAUCCAAAGGCAUCAUGAUUUGAGGAGCUAAUGUUUCUUCCAAGUAUAUUAUUAUACUGUAUACACAUAGACCUACUGCAUUGAUUGCAUGAAGAAUGAGCCAUUUCCAAUGGACGUGGUUGCUAUGGAGACUGGUCCAGUGUCUUUAUAUCUGAAUGACCUUUAGCUGUGUUGAAAUGUCAACAUCAUCCAGUGCCUGUACAUAACAUUUUAUACUGGCAGGUUGGGAAGGGGCUGUGCAUAUUCACUGUAUAUUUAACAGUUAAUUGCUAGCUAAAUGUAAUUAAUUUAUUGUUUUCAGCUAGUUUUGUGCUCCAUAAACUCAGCUAGCUUCAGUGGUAAAGGAAGACAAACACAGUAAAUGUUUUAUAGUCAAAUAAAAAGGUUAUUUUAUUUAAAUAAAUAACACACAAGCA